Messenger RNA from Lachancea lanzarotensis, 1572 nucleotides. It is a transcript of the gene THI73, whose product is annotated as LALA0S06e02168g1_1. Gene Ontology annotation, molecular function: transmembrane transporter activity. The record is from RefSeq and is a predicted model, not a curated record. NCBI's taxonomy places the organism in Eukaryota, Fungi, Ascomycota, Saccharomycetes, Saccharomycetales, Saccharomycetaceae. The transcript has a single exon. Gene Ontology annotation, biological process: transmembrane transport. Bases 1 to 1572 code for a protein of 523 amino acids. Gene Ontology annotation, cellular component: membrane.
AUGUCGUCCUCACUUGAAUCAAAGACGGAAGGAAAGCAGGUUUCGUCAGAUCUGGUCGAAAUUCUCAGCAACGAAGACGUUGAUGUUGCGUUGAGGUACUUGAAAAAGGCACAUGCCGAGGAUGUGGCAUUAAGUGACCAAACUACAGAUGUUUCUGGUAUCAAGGGCCAAUCCAACGAAGAGCGUACUUAUUUUGGCACUCACACGCUGCAACCCCGGAUUUUGCGCAAAGUGGACUGUUUCAUUUUGCCGUUUUUGUGUCUCACGUAUCUGUUCAUGUUCCUCGACAAAGCGCUGCUCAAUUACGCAGCAGCGAUGGGAAUCAAGCAACACCUGAAGGGCAACGAGUUUUCGGAUCUAGGAACAAUAUUCUCAGCGGCGUACAUUUUCGCUGAGCCGUUUGUCACCUUCUGUAUCCAGCGUUGGCCAAUUUCCAAAGUCAUGGGUACGUUUAUCACCUUGUGGGGGGUGGUAUUGGCUUGCCAUUCGGCGUGCAAGUCGUAUGCGUCACUUAUGAUCGUUAGAACUCUACUGGGUAUGCUGGAGUCUAGCAGUGCUGUUGGCUGCAUUGCCAUCAGCGGGAUGUACUACACGAAAUCUGAGCAAUCUGCCCGGAUCGGGUUCUGGGCUACUCAGGCAGGCACGGGGUACAUUGUGGGUGGUUUGAUUUCUUUUGGAUUCCUGCACUACCAUGGAACCUCCUUCACAUCUUGGCAAAUUAUGUUCUUGGUCGUCGGACUUGUUACUGUCCUUUUUGGCAUAGCAACCUUCCUGUAUCUUCCAGACAACGUUACGAAUGCGUGGUUUUUGGAUGAAACGGAAAAGGUGGAAGUUUUGCGUCACAUCAAGGCCAACCAGACCGGCCACGAAAACAAAAAAUUCAAAAUUUCGCAGAUCAAAGAACUGUUUCUGUAUGACAAGCUCACUUACCCAAUGCUUUUGAUCACCGCGUGCUCUCAGAUCUCCACGGGCGCUAUUGGCACGUUUUCCGUCACAAUCACACAAACUUUUGGCUUCGACAAAUAUCAAUCCGCACUGUUACAAUUGCCAAUUGGUACCAUCACCGCGAUUAUCAUUCUGGUCACAACACAGAUGUUAUCGCGUUUUGGUCAGUUCACCUUGAUCACCACUUCCAUGUACAUUCCAGCCAUCAUUGGCUGUAUUGUCAUGCUAUCAUUGCCGCUUUCCCACAAAAUCGGCAACCUAUUCUCAUUGUACCUGCUAUACAGCGGUUCCUGUGUCAUUACCAACAUCUACAUCUGGAAUUCAUGCAAUACUUCCGGCUAUUCGAAGCGUGUGUUUCGUAAUGCAGCAACAAUGAUUGUCUACAGCAUUGCCUGCAUCGUGGCCCCGCAGAUGUUCAGAACCAGUUCCUAUCCUCGCUACAUUCCUGCCAAAAUCGCACUACUGGUGACCCAAGCUGUAUGCGUCCCAUUACAACUCUACGUCGGCUAUGUAAGCAGAAAAGAGAAUCGGGCAAGAGACAAGGAACAGGAGGGUCAAGAAAAGACUCAGUAUCAGUUUCUAGAUUAUACUGACAUUGAAAACAGAAGCUUCAGAUAUUUUUACUGA